AUGUCGUCAAUUGAUAUCCGAUAUGCCUGUGAAGCCGACUGUACGCAGAUCGCAGCUGUCAACGGGGCAGCCUUUGCCACAGGCUUAUUUCUUCGCAAUGCGUAUCCACAGGCCUCCCCCGCCGAGAUGAUCGAGUUUCGACGGGUGCAUGCCCUGCGCCAGCUCCCUGACAAGACCACUCACACGCUGGUGGGCGUGGAGCGUGCCACGGGCACUAUUGUCGCCCUGGCGCGCUGGAAGGGGGCCAUGACGCGGAUUCUUAUGAAUGGAGACUAUCCGCCUGCUGUCACACUUAGUGAUCAAGCUGCUGCCCUGAUAGCCAAGCCGAAUAGUGAGAUUGCUCUAACUGUGUGCAACCAGGGCGUGCUGGAUGCAUUUGCGGCCCUCACUAAGGAAAAGCAUAACCGAUAUUUCCAUGAGGAUGAUAUAGAGCUGGAUCUACUCUGUACCCACCCCUUAUACCAAGGCCAGGGCAUUGGGGCAGCAAUGAUCAAAUGGGGCACUGAUAAGGCCGACGCUGCAAAGGCACAUAUUUAUCUGCAGGCGACAGCUGAUGCGCAUCCCCUUUAUUGUAGGCUGGGAUGGGAGACACUGGACGAGGCGGUCCUUGACUAUGGGAAAUAUGGGGGGGAGGGGGUGAAUAGAAUCUAUUUCAUGAGGAGGGCGCCAAUGAUAUAUAAAUAA
Penicilliopsis zonata CBS 506.65 is the source of this 684-nucleotide messenger RNA. RefSeq lists its product as hypothetical. The coding region runs from base 1 to 684 and encodes 227 amino acids. NCBI's taxonomy places the organism in Eukaryota, Fungi, Ascomycota, Eurotiomycetes, Eurotiales, Aspergillaceae. The transcript is spliced from 2 exons. The record is from RefSeq and is a predicted model, not a curated record. Gene Ontology annotation, molecular function: acyltransferase activity, transferring groups other than amino-acyl groups.